Molecule: messenger RNA, 1526 nt
Organism: Phyllostomus hastatus (greater spear-nosed bat)
Lineage: Eukaryota; Metazoa; Chordata; Mammalia; Chiroptera; Phyllostomidae
Gene: ACTRT3
Product: actin related protein T3
Exons: 2
Coding region: 210-1328 (372 amino acids)
Source: RefSeq, a predicted model, not a curated record
GAGUCUGCGGAGUCUACAGGCCUGGGCGCCAAGGGCCCUUGCGGGGGCCUUUGUGACGCUGCGUUCCAGGCCGUCUGCUCCCGCGCAUCACUGGAACCUUGUAGCGCCGCCUAAGGGCUACUCUCCGCACUUUCCGUCCUCUCGGCUGUGCCCGCAGCCGGGGCAGCAGGAGCGACCCGGCCAGCGGAGGUGGUGGCGGCGUGGGCAGCAUGAGCAACUACCAGAGACGGGUGGUGAUCGACAACGGCUCGGGAGUGGUUAAGGCGGGCCUGGCUGGAUCCCGGGAGCCCCAGUUUAUCUACCCGAACAUUAUCGGCCGCGCCAAAGGCCACAGUUGCGCGGCGGAAGGCGCGCAGGAGCUGUGGGUGGGUGACCAAGCGCAGGAGAGAAGAGGCUCGCUGUGCAUCAACUACCCAGUGGAGCGUGGUCUCAUUACUUCCUGGGGGGACAUGGAGAUCACAUGGAAGCAUAUCUAUGACCACAACCUGAAGCUAAAGCCCUGUGAGGUCCCAGUCUUGAUUACUGAGCCAGCACUGAACCCAUUGGCCAACCGACAACAGAUCACUGAAGUGUUUUUUGAGCAUCUGGGGGUUCCUGCCUUCUAUAUGUCCAUCCAGGGGGUGCUGGCUCUCUUUGCUGCUGGCUUCACAACUGGCUUUGUGAUGAAUUCAGGUGCUGGGAUUACCCAGUGUGUCCCCAUUUUUGAAGGUUACUGUCUUCCUCAUGGCGUCCAGCAGCUACAUCUGGCUGGCCUUGACCUCACCAACCACCUCACAAUGCUGUUGAAGGACCAUGGCAUCAUGCUGCUUGGUGCUGCAGACAGAAAGACUGUUGCAGACAUUAAGGAAACCUCUUGUUAUGUGGCAAUGAACUAUGAAGAGGAAAUAGCCAAGAAAUCUAGUGCUAUAGAGAAAGUUUACCAACUGCCUGAUGGGAAGAUGGUCAAGCUCCAUGACCAGCUCUUUCGAUGUCCAGAGGCCCUCUUCUCUCCAUCUCUCAUGAACCUUGAGACUCCUGGCAUUGAUAAGAUGUGCUUCAGCAGCAUAAUGAAAUGCGAUUCAGAUUUGAGGAAUUCCUUUUUCUCCAAUAUUAUCCUUGCUGGGGGAUCAACCUUGUUCCCUGGUUUAGACAAGCGGCUAGUUAAAGAUAUAGCAAAUGUGGCACCUGCCAAUACCCCUGUGCAAGUUAUAGCUCCCCCAGAAAGGAAAAUAUCAGUAUGGAUGGGAGGCUCUAUUCUGGCAUCCCUGUCUGCCUUCCAGGACAUGUGGAUCACUGCUGCAGAAUUUAAAGAAGUUGGUCCCAACAUAGUACACCAGAGAUGCUUCUAAGUACAGACAAAUGGCUAGAAGAAAAUGUUUUGAGUGUGUGGGACAGAAAACUUUGGAUAUUAUGUUUCUGGGAAAAGAAAAUAUUUCAAUUAUCAGAAUGUCCAUGUUUCUGUUGCAUUUCUAUAAUGUGGAAAAAUAAUAGUGAAGCAGUCAACAGAUGUUUAUUGGGUAGGACCAAAUUAAAUGCUGGAGGAAACA